GGUGGGGAAUCCUAUUGGCCCAGGGGUGCGGCUUGUCCUCUCCGGGUGCUCUCAUUGGCCGAGUGCGGCCGCGGGGGGUGAGGCCGCGUCGGGGCAGGACAACAAAGGGCCGCGGGCGGCGGGCGGCGGUGUCCCAGUCUCCCGGUGCUUCCCUCAGGCCGAGGCGCCCGGCCUCCCGCCCGCAGCGCUCCAGAUGAAGUGUGAGCACUGCACGCGCAAGGAAUGUAGUAAGAAAACAAAAACUGAUGACCAAGAGAAUGUGUCAGCCGAUGCACCGAGUCCAGCCCAGGAAAAUGGAGAGAAGGGAGAAUUCCACAAGCUGGCUGAUGCCAGGAUAUUUUUGAGUGACUGCCUGGCAUGUGACAGCUGCGUGACUGCAGAGGAAGGAGUCCAGCUUUCCCAGCAAAAUGCCAAGGACUUCUUCCGCGUUCUGAACCUUAACAAGAAAUGUGACACCUCAAAGCACAAAGUGCUGGUAGUGUCUGUGUGUCCUCAGUCUUUGCCUUAUUUUGCUGCUAAAUUCAACCUCAGUGUAACUGAUGCUUCCAGAAGAGUCUGUGGCUUCUUCAGAAGUCUUGGGGUGCACUAUGUGUUUGAUACGAGGAUAGCUGCGGAUUUUAGUAUCCUGGAGAGCCAAAAAGAAUUCGUGCGUCGCUAUCGCCAGCACAGUGAGGAGGAACGCACGCUGCCCAUGCUGACCUCUGCCUGUCCUGGUUGGGUCCGAUACGCCGAGCGGGUGCUGGGUCGUCCCAUCACUGCCCACCUCUGCACCGCCAAGUCCCCCCAGCAGGUGAUGGGCUCUUUGGUGAAGGAUUAUUUCGCCAGACAGCAGAUGGACUCCACUCCUGCUGUCUGUGAUGGAGAUUUCAUAGGAGGGAGAUCAUCCAGGGUCACUAAUGUCAAAUUUCCUGCAGGGGAAGAAAAGUUCCUGUGGCCACCUGUGUCUUUUCAGUGUCUCUUACUUCAUUUGUCUGUAGGUGAAAUUGCUCAAAUAAUGGAGCAAGGUGACCUCUCAGUGAAGGAUGCUGCCGUCGACACUCUGUUUGGAGACUUGAAGGAGGACAAGGUGACGCGCCAUGAUGGAGCCAGCUCGGACGGGCACCUGGCACACAUCUUCAGACAUGCGGCCAAGGAGCUGUUCAACGAGGAUGUAGAGGAGGUCACUUACCGAGCCCUGAGAAACAAAGACUUCCAAGAGGUCACCCUUGAGAAGAAUGGGGAGGUGGUGUUACGCUUUGCUGCGGCCUAUGGCUUUCGAAACAUCCAGAACAUGAUCCUGAAGCUUAAGAAAGGAAAGUUCCCGUACCACUUUGUGGAGGUCCUCGCCUGUGCUGGAGGAUGCUUAAAUGGCAGAGGCCAAGCCCAGACUCCAGACGGACAUGCGGAUAAGGCCCUGCUGCGGCAGAUGGAAGGCAUUUACGCUGACAUCCCCGUGCGGCGUCCGGAGUCCAGUGCACACGUGCAGGAGCUGUACCAGGAGUGGCUGGAGGGGAUCAACUCCCCCAAAGCCCGAGAGGUGCUGCACACCACAUACCAGAGCCAGGAGCGCGGCGCACACAGCCUGGACAUCAAGUGGUGAAGUCAGGCCAGGGCCUUCCAGCUGCUCUUGGGGCCAGAGCCACUCUCAGUAGAGGGAGGGGCUGCCUUGAGUGGAGUAUUAAAGACACUUAAGAAAACUGCU
Molecule: messenger RNA, 1681 nt
Organism: Cercocebus atys (sooty mangabey)
Lineage: Eukaryota; Metazoa; Chordata; Mammalia; Primates; Cercopithecidae
Gene: NARF
Product: nuclear prelamin A recognition factor
Exons: 10
Coding region: 194-1579 (461 amino acids)
Cellular component (GO): lamin filament
Molecular function (GO): lamin binding
Source: RefSeq, a predicted model, not a curated record